AUGUCAAACAACCCAGCCAAUAAAGGUUCGACUGCGAACAAAACCCAGAUGAAGAAUGACUACCGCACGGUCCCCGCCCCCAAGAAGUCGUCGGGAAAGACUGACGCUGGAGGCCGGGCACUCGGUUUCACAUCGUCGUUCUUGAAAGAUGGCACUGCCGGAAUUGCCAACCCUGGUGGUGUCAUUCAAGGCGCUGGCGGUGCUAUCGCAGGGGCUGCUGUUAUCGGAGCCCAACGUAGUUUCUUGAAAACUAUCCGAGAUGCGAAUGCCUCUGGAGCCCUCCAAAGCCGGACGAAGCCAGCGAAUAACAGUUAUACCAAUGAUCCGGCCUUCAGCACUCUUCGGUGCCCUACGUGCUUCAAGUACCCUUGCACCUGCUCCAAGUAG
Messenger RNA from Coprinopsis cinerea okayama7#130, 387 nucleotides. RefSeq lists its product as hypothetical. The transcript is spliced from 3 exons. Lineage: Eukaryota; Fungi; Basidiomycota; Agaricomycetes; Agaricales; Psathyrellaceae. Bases 1 to 387 code for a protein of 128 amino acids. The record is from RefSeq and is a predicted model, not a curated record.